GCGAUUUCUACCAUCGAUCGAGCGUAUAAACUUGAUCUUGCAACUAGUUUACAUUUUCACUUUCAUGUAUACGCGAAAAGACUCGCACGAGAAAAUCGCGUACGUCUUAUCCGCAGGAGUCAUUCGUUUUGGAGUUUAUGUCGCGGGUGAAAUCGUCGGAGUAAAAUUUCCAAAGUCGAGACUUUUGCAGUAAGCACAACGUUCAAACAUGUUUUCUCUUUUUGGGUACUUAAUUAUCUGGGGGCAAUAUUAAAAAAAUCGACCGCGUUUGCGAUUCGCUCCAAAAAAUCAAGCCGUCGAGCACCCUAGCCCAAAUCCAGAAAAAUGUCCUCCAAGUGCCCCAUACCGAUCUCCCUGCGUAUCUCCAGCUCUCCUCCACAGUGCCUACGGCACUGCCGUCCGUAUCCCCACUCCGGUCGUCCCACGGCCUCGACGUGCCGAGGGGCCUUGCAGCUUAUACACGCUCUCCUGGCGGCUCUCCGGGGCCCGUCGAGUGAAAGUCCGGAUUUUGCUUUCUACCUCUCUGCAGCCGUUCGCCGUCGCCGUCGCCGCCGCUGCUGCAACACCAUACCGCCAAGAGUAAAAGAGAAGUCAGUUGGCGAUCCGCUCUCUAUCGGUGCGCGCGGACUAUGCAGCAGCGGCUUAGACCGCCGCAGCUCACGCGCAGACAUCGUCACCAGGAGACAAGCCUCAUCCAUGCCCUGCGAGGCCCCUGCUACUGAGCGGAGGCCCAAGAGGAAGCGCAAGAAGCGGAAGAAGCGCCGGAAGAUGCGACCGAGGAACGACUCUUUCUAGUGCUUCAAUUAUUUACAAUCGUCACUUGCAUUAUACGUAUACGUAGAUUCUGUAGUGCGAGAGUGUGUAGUUGUCCACGAGUAUAUUAUACAAGAAGUGCACUGAUAAUCCAGGAGGAUAAUAUGAGAGAGACACGUGGAAGUAGUCCGAUCUCGCUGCUGCUCCUCCUCGUCGUCUCUGCGACUCUCGUGGGUCUGUCGACCUGUCAGCGACAAGUCGUAGAUGCGCAGCAGCAGGCAGCUUACAACUCCGGUCCACGCUACUACUAUGAGCCCCAGCAGAUCCAGUCCAGCGAAUCUCGUCAGCAGCAGUCCGAGUCGGUAGAGUACUACGACGACGAGUACUACGACGACGAGGCUGCCGAGGAGGGAGAGGUAGCACCGGCUAAGCCCGUCGCACCAGUAGCGGAGGUUGUCGUCUCCUCGCGCGAGCCCAAGACUGAUAAGGAGAGCAGUAGUAACGCGACGCAGCAGCAGCAGCAGCAACUCUACGAGGAGGACUCGUACUAUUACGACGAUGAUUACGAGGAGCCGAAGGGAGAGGAGCAUCAGCAUGAGCAGCAGCAGCAGGAAGAUGAGAAGGCCAGCACAGCGGCGAGCGAUACUAGUAGCAGUAAUAGUAGUCCAGCGCCAAUAGAAGCCUCAUCGAGCGAGGAGCCGGAAGAACCGAUCAAUCCGCCGCUCGGCCAUGACGAGAAGCCGGAAGAGCAGCCCAGCAGCAGUGCUGCGUCAUUUUCACCGGAAUCUACACCAGAGGAGAAAGUCGAGGAGCCGAAGAAAAACGAAGAAUCGAUCCUCAUCGGCGAGGCGAUCGUCUCCGUCGUGACGACCAAGAGCGUCGUCAACGGGACCUUCUCCGUGCCGGACACCACGACGCUUCUGCCACCCACUACGACUAUGGAAAAGGAGGUGGUAGUCGAGUCGACGCUCAGUCCGAGCACGAGCACGAGCACGAGUAGUAGCACUACCACGACAACUGCUGCACCGGAAACAACGAGCUCGACGACAACGGAGUUCACUCCCUCGUCGACUAUCCAGGCCUCCGUACAAACAGGACGCAGCGUCUCCGGAGCACGUUUCCUGCCCUUCCCUUCGGUCCAGGACAAGCCCGAGCAGCUCGACUCCACGGAGAGCAUAAUCGACAAACUCGACAGAGUGCAAUCCGAGCUCUCCAGCGGAUUCCUCGCCAACAGUCGUUUCGUCCCACGUCGCUACAACAAGAAGCCCUUCUCGAUCACGUCCCUCACUCUGCCAACGACGUCAACGACUCUCGCCCCCACGUCACCGGCUAUCGCCCCGGAGCCAAUCACCAGCACCACCAAGCGCCCCCGUAUCCAAACAACUUUGGAAGACGUCUCGGCUUUUCUACCUAAAGACUUCCCCAAAAGCGGUGGUUACCGCACGAGCACAACCGCAGCUCCGUUGACCAAACGGCCCAAGAUCCAGACGACCCUCGACGACGUCGAGGCUUUCCUGCCCAAGGAUUUCCCUAAAGGAGGCAGCUACAGGACCAGUACUGCUGCGCCGAGUACGAAGAGGCCGAAGAUCCAGACGACGUUGGAUGACGUAGAGGGAUUUUUGCCGAAGGAUUUCCCGAAGAGCGGAUACAGGGGUGGCUUCAAAAGGCCGUCGUACAAGACCUCCACGACUGCCAGCACCUCGACGACCACCACGACGCAGACGGUCGCGGCUUCGUCGACCGAAAAGAGCACUGCCAGCACUGCGAAGAAGGCUCUGACGACUAUCGAGGACAUCAGUGCUUUCUUGCCGCCGGGCUACAAGCUGAAGAAGGAAGACGCGACGACGGAAAAGUCCGUGGUCUUGAGCGAAAUAUUAGCGAAAACUAAGCUCACCGAGUCGAAAGAGGCUUCGGCAGUUUCGCCAUCGACGACCGAGCGAAGUAAAACCAUUCCCAUUCAAGAUCUGUUUGCGAAAUCUGCAGUCGACAUUUCUGCCCUUCUACCUCCAGGCUAUAAACCCGAUGCUAAUAGUCCAAAGUCAAGCACUACUGCCAAACCAGCUAUAAUUCCGAUAGAGGAUCUUCUUGUGAAAUCUGCCGUAGAUGUUUCUGCACUUUUGCCCCCUGGAUUCAAGCCAGACUCCAGCAGCGACUCGAGCGACCCGGUGAAGGAUCUACUCGCCAAGUCGAAGGUGGACAUGUCAGCUUUGUUGCCACCGGGUUUCGGUAAAAACGACGCAACUCAGCAGUCGACGACGACGGCAAAAAGCAACGACGGCUCCUUCAAACUUGUCUUUCCGAGCAGACCUGGUGGAAGAAAGCCCAUAAGCGGACAUAAAUUAACUACGCCUUCGAGCGUUAGAGGUGGCGGAGAGACACCUGCACCGAAGAUUCAGAAAGGAUGGCCGACCAGAGCAACGACGGAGUUCACCGGUUGGCCGACCUCAUCAACGACUCCAAUUUCGAUAGAGAAGCUUUUGGAGGCUGCGCGAACAGCGACCGUCUCCUCAUUGAACGCUUCAGUAGUACCGACCACGAGCGAAAUUUCGAGCACCUCGUCGACGACAACGACAACGACGACGACGGUCAGACCCACGACACCGGGCAUCUGCGAUGAGGAGUGCGAGGUCGCCGGUACGAUCAAGAUUGUUGAAAACGCCACGUGGGUUCCGGAGUUGCUUGAUCGUAACACUCGAGAGUGGCAGGAUUUGGCCGAGGAAAUCGAGAGAGAGAUGAAUCUAGUGUUUGCGAAAUCGCCAGUUUUGAGGAAGUGGUUCCGCAAUAUUCGCAUCGAUUCCUUCAGUCAAGGCAGUGUCCUCGUGGACUACUUCGUGGAACUCGCCGACUUAAAGGAAAGGAUAAAUACUCAACAAUUGAAAGUCAUUUUCCACGACUCGUUAAGGACUUUCGAUUUUGAUAACCCUAUGGAAGCUAGCCCGAAAGGACCAAUGAAACUCGGCAAGUUUAUCAUUGAUCCGAAAUCGACUGACUUUGUUGUAAUACCGAGAGCGGCUGCGCCAAAAAUGCUCGAAGACGAAAAUAGGCUGAUUCCACAGUGGGCCAUUGCUGUGAUUGUGAUCGGUGUCGGUGGACUGCUUUUCAUUAUUGUCUUCGGAGUAUCGGUUCUGGUGAACCGCCAGCACGGCUCGAAGCUGAAACCUUCGAUCACUGCCAUGUACGAGGAGGAAGUGUCAAAGAAUGUGAUGAGCCAUGCCGCGCCUCCGAGUAGGCCGGCCAGCGAGUAUCAAAAGAACGACAGUCAAACGAUGUGGAACGACCCCGGCUGGCAUGACAAACCCUUCGAGUCGACAUCCCAUAAGAUUUUGGUCGACGGACUGCCGUACGAGAGGAAGUACAAUCCUUAUGAUAGCUGGAAAUCCGAAUGGAAUGGAUACUACUACCCUCCGACGCAAGCCAGUGGUUCGAAUUACUCACGCCAUCGUCCUGACUACGACAUAAAUUUUUAGUAGUAUAAGAGAGAAUUUUUUUUACUGUAAAAAAUUAUUGUUUUUUAUUUUUAUUCGGGUUCUCUGUUUACUUUUGGUUUUCAGUCAAAACUAAUUAGUUUUGCGUAAUUACACUUUUUUUUAUUAACCAGAGUUCCUUUAAGCUAAAUUUGUACAUAAUUUGAAAAGCUUAAAUUGUUAGCAACAUAAUUUAUAUUAUUAUAUGAUUUCAUUAAAUCUUUUUAUUAUAAAAA
Molecule: messenger RNA, 4453 nt
Organism: Nasonia vitripennis (jewel wasp)
Lineage: Eukaryota; Metazoa; Arthropoda; Insecta; Hymenoptera; Pteromalidae
Product: mucin-5AC
Exons: 13
Coding region: 918-4220 (1100 amino acids)
Source: RefSeq, a predicted model, not a curated record